Messenger RNA from Cloeon dipterum, 1237 nucleotides. RefSeq names its product Basic helix-loop-helix domain-containing extra-macrochaetae (gene emc). Gene Ontology annotation, molecular function: protein dimerization activity; transcription regulator activity. The record is from RefSeq and is a predicted model, not a curated record. Gene Ontology annotation, biological process: cell differentiation; circadian regulation of gene expression; negative regulation of transcription by RNA polymerase II. The coding region runs from base 65 to 478 and encodes 137 amino acids. Gene Ontology annotation, cellular component: nucleus; cytoplasm. The transcript has 2 exons. NCBI's taxonomy places the organism in Eukaryota, Metazoa, Arthropoda, Insecta, Ephemeroptera, Baetidae.
UUGCGCUUGUUGAGGAGAGAGGUGUUUGUCGUGUACGUGCGUCUGUGUCAUAACAACUGUGAACAUGACAAAACAACGACAGAGCUCCGCGUCGCCUCGAGUGGUUAACCGGGUAGACCGAGAAUUCAAGGGCCAGAGCAAGGUCGAGAUGUACCUGGAUAAGCUGACCGACUUGGUGCCGUACGUGCCGCGCAACCGCAAAUUGAGCAAACUGGAGGUGAUCCAGUAUGUCAUCGAAUACAUUUGCGACCUGCAGGACGUGCUAGACAUACAGCACCCUGUUCCAUCUUUGGUGGCCACCGAGAACUCGACAGCGACCGCCUCCGCCAGCUCGCAGCCCGCCGUCGCCGCCGCCUCCAGACAACCACUCGGGGUCAUUCCGCCCAACACAUACGCUGACUCGUUGUCCUUAGUGAACCAACCACAGUUGGAAAGCGAAAAGUCGUCAUCAGCAGACAACGAAAUGUCCACCUGCUAAGAACUGCGUGGAUCAAUUUGUGCAAUUUUUCACGUUUAGAAGAGCGAAUGAAAGCCGCCCCCCACCUCACCACCUAGAUUAAAAGUGCAUUUAUUAAACAAAGAUGAUUCACCUGUGAGCCUCGCAAUGCCCAAAAAGACAAUGUACAGAACUCAUGUGCGCGAAAUCAGAAUUAAUUUAUUUAUAAUUUAUUACAAUGUUAUGAUUCCCAUAGAUUGCGGAAUAAGCAGAAUUUGAUGAAGAUUUCAAAUUUCACUGAUUAAGUCUCGUUAGCAUCUUCUGAAACUGUUCAUCGAUCCAAUCUCAUCAAGGACGCCUGAUGGACGACAGCAGACUGGGAAACCUGCUAACGAAACCAGUACAAAGCUACGGCGUCGACUGUAUAUAUUUCUGCAGCUUAUUUCUACGAUGAUUGAGCGCCAUUUGGGCAUUUCCCACAGUGCAACAUUCUACUCGUUUGAAUCCCACGAAUUAAAAGAAUGUAUCCCUUAAAAAUCAUGCCAGUGUAAAUUUUCAGUUCCAUCGAGAACUUUGCCACAUAAUUACCAACACAGAUUGUUGAGCGGAGAGAGAAUGCUGAAUGGCUGCAUCAUUUUCGUAACCGUCUGUGAUUUUUAGUUUGUAACUUUUAGUGUUAAUGAAAUACUGUCCGCUUAACUUUUAGUGUUAAUGAAAUACUUUCCGCGACUCAUUUCCAUACUUAAUAAGAAUGUAAUAAUGCAGAAAGAAAUGGAAAUAAAAUCAUGAAAGUUCAAUGAA